Molecule: messenger RNA, 1747 nt
Organism: Owenia fusiformis
Lineage: Eukaryota; Metazoa; Annelida; Polychaeta; Sabellida; Oweniidae
Source: the annotation of a GenBank genome assembly
AAGGACUUGGUUAAAUGGUUAAAAUUGUGCCUUGGAAAUCAGAUACAGCUGAAAUGGGAUAUUUUGAGUGGAUUAGGUGUAACAUUGAGCUAAUGGGCUCAAAAGGAAUGAAAUAUUUUAGGAGCUUAUAAAAAUAUGAGAAAUGUUGUUUGGAUUAUAUUAUGUAAAGGGAACAUUUAGGUUAUGUAUCAUAUGCGAAUAGAUUUUUAGGGGCAAUAAACAGUGUUCAAAAAUUCGCGAGGAAAUUUUAAAAUGGCAAGGGAAAACUUAAGCCAAUGUGGACAUACAAUUUAGAAAUACACUCAAAGCACAGAGUUUAAGCAAAGACUUUAUCUUUUAAGAAGCCCAAUCAAAUGAAUGGAGGGGUAUUAAAAUAUAAGAGGUAUUAAAAACUUAAAAGGUAUUCAAAUUGAAUUAAAAGGAAAUCAUGCGAUUUAGAAAAAGCUGCUAAAAUGAAUUGAAGACUAGACUAGUAUUGGAGGUGAUCCUAGUAUACGAGUUCAUAUCCACUCUUGGAUGCAUGGCAUGGUGUAAAAGUCUGGAUGUAAAAGAGCAAAAUGAAUGAAUGAGCCAGUCUCACUCAACUGUGUCAAUUUACGACUAUAAAUUACAGAUGUCUGAAGGGCAAGGAAAUUCAAAACUGAUGCCAUUAAAAAUUUGAGACAUUAAAAUCAUAAAGGAACAAAGAGAAAACACGGUCUUGGUCACCUAUAAUCAGGUCACCUUCUCAAGCAUGGAGGCAAAUGGAUUGUGUUCAAAAUAACCUUGUGAUAUAUUGCUGUGUUGGCUGUCCAGUAUAAACCAAGAGACCUUUAGAGAGACACUGUAAAAGUAUGAGGAGUUUUUGUAUAUAACAAAGUUGCAAUAUGAAGAGAGACUGUUAUGGAACAUUUAGACAAUAAUUGCAAUUCAAGCCAUGAUUUCUUGCAUUACACCAUAGUCCAACAGCAUCAGGCAUACCAUGCAGAGGGGACAUUGUAUGACCAGUCAAACUUUAGUCCUUCAGUGACAUCUGCUUGUGAACAGAAUAGAACAGUCACAGUCGGGGUGAAGUUAUCCAAGGCUGUCUUAGUUGGAGAUGUUGCUGUUGGAAAGACAUGCUUUGUUAAUAGGUUCUGCCAUGACAUAUUUGAUAGGGACUACAAAGCAACUAUAGGAGUAGACUUUGAAGUAGAGAAGUUUAGUGUGCUCGGAGUGCCAUUUAACCUACAAAUCUGGGAUACUGCUGGUCAGGAAAGGUUUAAAUGCAUAGCUGCUUCCUACUACAGAGGUGCUAAUGUUGUGAUAGUUUGCUUUGACAUGAGCAACAUUCAUUCCCUGACACACGUGCAAAAGUGGAAAGAGGACGCGUGUGAUAAUGCCAAAGAUCCCAUAGUAUUUUUAGUCGGUACCAAGAAAGAUUUAAUUAAUGAACAUACUUUCUUAGAUGUGGAAAGGAAAGCAAUAGACAUGGCAACUGAAAUCCAAGCAGAAUUCUGGCCAAUAUCUUCUAAGACAGGAGAGAAUGUAAAGGAACUGUUCUUCAGGCUGGUUGGAUUGACAUUUGAUAAAGCCGUCCUCGAUGAAUUAGAUGCAAAUAAAGGACCAAGUAAACAAAUAGGAACUAUAUCCAUAUCAAACAAAGAUGUUUACGAGAAGAAAGAAAAGAAGAAAUGCUGCUGAUCCUUACAAAAAUUACAAACAACAACAAAAAACAAACAGCUGUCAACAGUUCCAACAUAUCAACAAUAAUAUGGCUGCCAAUACA